This is a messenger RNA of Mytilinidion resinicola, 904 nucleotides long. RefSeq lists its product as uncharacterized. The record is from RefSeq and is a predicted model, not a curated record. The coding region runs from base 202 to 540 and encodes 112 amino acids. Lineage: Eukaryota; Fungi; Ascomycota; Dothideomycetes; Mytilinidiales; Mytilinidiaceae. The transcript has a single exon.
AUGUCAAUCGCAUUUCAUUGAUUCCGGCUCUCACAUUAUGAGGCGCAUCCAAACCCAAUCUUGCCAAGCACAUGGCGUUCUACAUUUCGUAUUCAACAACCACCAGCCUACUUUCAAACGAAAGUCACCCCUCAUCUCCUAACUUCCAUCCAGCCUGACCACCUUCACAACACCACAGGCCAACAAAGAAAACGCAGCACCAUGCCACCCAACUCCACCUACUGCCGCAACCUGUACAGCAUCCCGCACACCAACCCCGGAAGCGCCAUCUGGGGCUUCGCCAUCCCCUGGCUCACCGCCCUCUGCUUCGCCCUCGCCGCCAUCAGCUCCGCCUCCGACGCCGCCUAUCUCGCACUCGUGGCCGACGACUCGCCCUGCAAAGAAGAACGCCAACCGCCCGUCCCCUCCAGCACCGCGAAAACCAUCGCCGCCAUCGCUACUUCCGUCGCCCUCCUCCCCGCCGUGCUCACCUACGCCAACCAGAUCCUCGGCCUGCUGGAGCUCGACGCUUGUCGGUCCCCCGCGGCGCGCGAGCACUAGUGGUUCACGCUCGUGCCUGGCGCGGGGGAGCCGUGGGGCGCGACGGGCUUCUACCUUGGGAUGCCGCUCUUCGUUGCUGGUGUGGCGUGGCUGAAGACGGUUGUGAACGUCGUGGUGGACAGGCGCGGCGUGUAUUAUGAUGAUUGGCGGUGGCAUCCUUAUUUGGGGCUACAUAUCGUGAUGGGUGUGUCGUUUGCGCCGUUCACGAUGGUGGUCUUGGGGGUGUAUGCGGUGGGGUUGCUGGUGUUGGGGACGGGGUGGAGGGGAGUGUGGAGGAGGUGUGGGAAGGUUGUGGGGUUUGUGUGGUGCUUGAUCAGGGAUACGCAGGAGGCGGCGAGGAGGAUGAGGGUUGCGCUUGGGAUGG